Messenger RNA from Magallana angulata, 2430 nucleotides. Its product is annotated as calcium/calmodulin-dependent protein kinase type 1-like. The transcript has 10 exons. Gene Ontology annotation, biological process: protein phosphorylation. The record is from RefSeq and is a predicted model, not a curated record. NCBI's taxonomy places the organism in Eukaryota, Metazoa, Mollusca, Bivalvia, Ostreida, Ostreidae. Gene Ontology annotation, molecular function: calmodulin binding; ATP binding; calcium/calmodulin-dependent protein kinase activity. The coding region runs from base 132 to 1142 and encodes 336 amino acids.
AAAUCCACGCCAUAUUUUGUGACGUCAGGAAUGAAGUGAGAAAGUAGAAAACAGUUCAUGAGAUUGAGAGAAGCAAAUGAGUACGUUAAUGAAUUUUCCGGUGUGAUUUAGUUCCCAAGAUCGAUAAAAAUAUGCCACUGUUUGGUAAAAAGCAUGAAACGGACAAAAAACAUUCAACGGAUGUUAGAAAGAAAUAUGAUUUUAAGCGCACCCUGGGAACAGGUGCCUUCUCCGAGGUUGUGCUAGCGGAGGACAAAUCAGAGAGGGGGAAAUUAGUGGCCAUCAAAUGUAUAGAUCGAUGCGGAUUACUGGGGAAAGAGGAAUCGUUGGAGAAUGAAAUUCAAGUUCUUCGAAGACUUAGUCAUCCCAACAUUGUACAGCUGCUAGAUGUCUUUGACGACAAGGCCCAUGUGUAUCUUGUGAUGGAACUAGUGACAGGCGGUGAGUUAUUUGAUAGAAUAGUACAAAAAGGUAGCUACACUGAGAAGGAUGCCAGCAACCUCAUCAAGCAGGUUCUGGAGGGUGUGGACUACAUGCAUGAUCGGGGAGUGGUACACAGGGACCUCAAGCCAGAAAAUCUGUUAUACUACAGUCCGGACCCCGAUUCCAAAAUCAUGAUCAGUGACUUUGGUUUAUCAAAGACAGAGGAAUCUGGUACUAUGGCCACAGCCUGUGGGACACCGGGAUACGUAGCACCAGAAGUUCUAGCACAACAGCCUUAUGGGAAAGAGGUGGAUUGUUGGUCCAUAGGUGUUAUUUCAUACAUUUUAUUAUGUGGUUAUCCUCCAUUUUAUGACGAAAGUGAUGCAGCAUUGUUCCAACAGAUUCUCCGAGCCGAGUAUGAAUUUGAUUCUCCCUACUGGGAUGACAUCUCCGAAUCAGCAAAGGACUUUAUCCGACAUUUGAUGUGCAAGAAUCCGAAGCAGAGAUUUACUUGUAAGCAGUCGUUAGCCUACCCAUGGAUAUCUGGUAACACGGCAUUAGAGAAGAACAUUCAUGCCUCUGUCAGUGAACAAAUUCGUAAAAACUUUGCAAAAACCAAAUGGAAGCAAGCUUACAAUGCCACAGCUGUCAUCAGACAGAUGAAGAAGCUGGCCAUGAACAAGGAUGACCAGAGUCAACACACUGAGACAAAGUCUUAGACAGAGCGUGAUUGGUCCAUUAUGAGGUGUAUUCCAAACCCACACUUGUUGGACUUGAGGUCAGGUGUGCGUUUUUAUCAAGGGAUCUCAGUGAGGUCAUAAUCUUGAUAAUAAGGAGAGAUGAAAUGCCACCAAAUUUGUGCAAAAAUGGCCUAUUGUGGUAAACUUCUUGAAUUUUUUGCAAUUUUUUUUUAUUAUUAUUACAUUUCAAUUUUUAAAAAAUUUUGUUAAAGGUAGUUGAGCAUAUUUUUGUGUUAUUAGGGUAAUGUUUUAAAAAAUUUGAAAAAUCAAAAUAUGAUCUGACCAAAUCACAAUGUGUUAUAAAAAGUUCUGAUGAAAACCAGAUUUAGUUAAAAGUGGUUAUCAAAAAAUAAUGGAAAAUGCAGCUGAACAUCAAAUUUUCACUAUUCUUCAAAUGCAAGUUUCCUUUUCAAAAGCUUUAAAAAUUUAUGUAUUCAUAUGAUAUUUGAACCUUAUUAUUUUUUCUAUAGAAGUCUCGAAUUAAAGUAUUACUCCCUGGUAUUACCAAAGUAACAUAUAAAGUAGUUAGACAUUAUAUAUUUUUAGUUUUAAGACUUAUUGCAUAUGUACCAAAUAUCCCUGUGUUAUGGCCAUUUGACCUUUUUGCACUGCCCCAAUGGGUUUGGCACUUUGUUGCACAAAGGUGCAGAUGUUGUGGAAUCUGUAGAAUGGGUGCACAAUUUUUGUGCAGAGCUAUAUACUUAUAUACUAGAUGUUGUUCAGAAUGGUGUAUACUUUUUAACUACAGCCUGUAGUUGUUAAACAUUCCUUGUCAAUUGUUGUUGUCAUGACAUUUUACAAUUGUUGACAUUUUAUUUCUGUCUUUGAAUUUAAACCGCCAAAUCUGAGCUAUCAAGGGUGCAAAACAAAAAAUAAAUAAGGUCUCAACUUUUGACUUUUUGACCCUGAACUGUUCUAAUUAAGAUGAGCUAGAGGCUGGUUUGUCUCUGAGAACAGUAUACAAUGCCAAGGCUUCUGUAAUGUGUUACUGUGUUAUGCAAGUACAUGUAGAACAUUUGUUUCAUGCUAGCUAGUUGAUAUUUGUGUGUUCCUUCUAUUGCACUUUAAAUGUCUCAAUGCCAAACCUGUGUGAACACAGUUAUAAAUCUGUGUGACAGGCGCAACAGAAUUCUAUUAUGUAUUUUCUUAUUUUGUUUAAAGAAAUAAUUUGAUUGGAAGAAAUGAGUCUGAAAGUACAAUGUUGUUGAGUUUUUAGUGGGGGAAAAACUACAGAAUCUUUUUUUUUUUUUUUUCGUGUGUUUAGAAA